This is a messenger RNA of Cynoglossus semilaevis (tongue sole), 1045 nucleotides long. It is a transcript of the gene arhgdia, whose product is annotated as Rho GDP dissociation inhibitor (GDI) alpha. Gene Ontology annotation, molecular function: Rho GDP-dissociation inhibitor activity; protein binding. Gene Ontology annotation, biological process: Rho protein signal transduction. The coding region runs from base 165 to 779 and encodes 204 amino acids. The transcript has 6 exons. Gene Ontology annotation, cellular component: cytosol; cytoplasm; membrane. NCBI's taxonomy places the organism in Eukaryota, Metazoa, Chordata, Actinopteri, Pleuronectiformes, Cynoglossidae. The record is from RefSeq and is a predicted model, not a curated record.
CAGGAUGUGGUCUGUGUUAGCGGUCGUUCUGUUCCUCUCUUUUUCAUCCACCCCCUAAUUCACUUACAUUCGCCACUACUCACAGCAGAGUGCUCCCGUUCCCAGCAGUAUAACGAUUUCUCGUUGACACUAAUCUCUCGGUGGCUUUUUCUGUGGUCAGCACCAUGGCAGAGCAGGAACCGACAAAGGAGCAGCUGGAGGAAAUAGCAGCAGCCAACCAGGAAGCAGAGGCCGCUGUCGACUACAAACCUCCGGCCCAGAAGAGCUUGCAGGAGAUCCAGGAGCUGGACAAAGACGAUGAGAGUCUGCGUAAAUACAAGGAGACGCUGCUGGGUAACCCCGCCGUGGUUGCAGACCCCACUGUUCCCAACAUCGUAGUGACAGAAAUGUCUCUGGAGUGUGAGGCAGCGCCACAUCCUCUGGUCCUGGAUCUAACAGGAGACCUGGAGACCUUGAAGAAGACCACGUUUGUGCUAAAGGAAGGAGUGGAGUACAAAAUUAAGAUCAAGUUCAGGGUCAACAAGGAGAUAGUGUCAGGACUGAAGUACAUUCAGCAGUCAUACAGGAAAGGCAUCAGAGUGGACAAGACUGAGUACAUGGUUGGCAGCUAUGGGCCAAAGUCUGAGGAACAUGAAUAUAAGACCACUAUGGAGGAGGCGCCCAAAGGGGUGUUGACCCGUGGCACCUACAACAUCAAGUCUAAGUUUACUGACGACGACAAACACGAUCAUCUGUCCUGGGAGUGGAACCUUGCUGUCAAGAAAGACUGGAAAGAUUGAUUUCCCUAAUGCCAGCCUCCAUCAGUGUCUUCCUCUGCUUUUUUUUUCUUUUCUGUCUCUCUUGCUAUCAUUCCAUUUCUGGAUCAUCUGUUGCACUCACCGUCCAAUAGCUCCAAAUUAGAUUUUUCAGCUUGAAAUUCCAAUUGGAUCAGUAUUCCUCCCAGUGUCUGUUAAAUAUUAAAUCACAAAACGGUCCAGAUUCUGCUGUAAUAGUUUGUUUAGAAAAGCCAAAAGGACACUUUAAAAAAAAGUCUAAAACUAAAAAA